Babesia bovis T2Bo is the source of this 1563-nucleotide messenger RNA. RefSeq lists its product as uncharacterized. Bases 25 to 1509 code for a protein of 494 amino acids. The transcript has a single exon. The record is from RefSeq and is a predicted model, not a curated record. NCBI's taxonomy places the organism in Eukaryota, Apicomplexa, Aconoidasida, Piroplasmida, Babesiidae.
ACACAAUGACAUAACAACCAUAAAAUGUGUUUGAGCAUAUUUAAAAUGGAUGAUCUAGGAUAUGAAUGGUAUACCGGUUUCCGGACACCAAGAGCUGUAGCAGAUUGCACGGAGAAUGCAACAACGGCUGACAACCAACAUGAUUCUAGCACUGGCGUAGAUACAGAGCAAGAAGUUGGAACUACACCCGAAUGCAACAAGGAUUAUCAGGAGGAACAAUCGAGUGUUGAAGGCAGAGUUGGUGAAAUAUUAAAACUGCAGGGAGAAUCAAGUUGCCAUGGGAAUAGACAUGAUGACCACAUAUCGAAUGAAAAUAAACCAAAGAGCAUAAUACAAUUCACGGGUAUAGAUCUAGAAAUAAAGCACGAAAAACAAAUAAAUAUAAUAGAACAGGUAAACCAAUCUAUAGAAAGGUGGAUACCAAUAUGCAUCACCAAUGCCUCAAAUAGCAGACCUGUAAGCCCAGCCAGUGGCUGUGAUACACAAAUGCACAAUAUAGUAGAACGUGAAGUGUCAACCAUCAAGUUACAAACCAGCCACCAUGUUACACUCAUGUUCUAUUCAGUGAAAGACAGAGCGCAAGAACUACAAGAUGUGGUAACACAAGAAGUGCUACAACAGAUAGGACCCAUGGAAUCUGAUAUGCAGAAACUAUGGGAAUCACUGACGCCAUAUGAAUUUACAGUGGCCAUGCUAUACAAAAGAUUAUAUGGCAUCAAGUAUCCAUUCGAUAAAGACCACAUCGGGAGCACAGAAGAUAGAUGCAAUGAUAAAGUGACAGUUACCAUGAAACACGUUAUAUUCGUACCGGGGGUAUUGAUGUGCGCUACGGCCCAUUUGGGUAGGGAAUUGGUAUCGAUCCCAACACCAGAUGGGACUUUUGGGCCGUACCCAGAUUACCCAUUGGGUAAUUGCGCUAAUAUGGAUUCAAUAAUAGACCAAUGCACUAAAGGGGUCAUGCUCGAGGAAAACCAUUGCACCCAUGUCACUCUGGGCGUCACAAAAGACUACACAGCGGUGUUCUCAAACAAUGUUUGCCAGGGUGUUAGACUAUAUCUAGAGUAUAUUAGAAAAUACCAGAAAUGUUCCAGAAAAGACAAAUUGUGGUAUAUCAUUAAACUAAUGCACGAUGAAACGGCAAAGCAAAUGGAGCCAAGGGAAUUGCUGAAAAUUCUAGAAAUAUACACUAGUACACCAAGCACGUUGAAACAUGCAAAACGCCAACUAAUGCAAUUGUUGCCAUCACUGUGUAAUGAUGAAAUGCCCAUUGAGGACGAAGCAAAGGAAAUUAGAUACCAUACGGCAUUGCCACCGAUACAGAAGCAUCCCGAUGAACUGAUAGAGCUAUACAAGCAUACAAUCACUUUCGUAUCGGAAGACAACAAGUGGAUAUAUAUCAGGCAUUUACCCAUAAACAAGAGCCUAGAUGCAACAAAGGACUAUAUAUACGUCGAUGCAUACGUCAACAGCCUUGAUACAACAGUUACAGGAAGUGUACGAUUCUUUUGAAAACGGUUAGUCAAUGAACUAUACCAGGGAAGUAGCGGAUAUGUCCCAGCAACA